AUAUGGUGCAAACAUAUUGCUAAACCCUACUACAUUCAUAACUAUUGCAAACUGCCUUCCUUUUUCUCACUCUUUCCAGUCCCCAAAAUAGGGUUUUCCUCAAGACAGAAAGCGAACGGGUUAGAGAGAGAGGGGAAAGAGUUUUAUCCACUUCGACGAAAGCUUCCCUUUUAUUUCUUGCAGAGAGCAAAGAAAAAUGAGGAAGAAGGUCGAUGAAAGAAUCAGAACUCUAAUCGAAAACGGCGUCAAAACCAGACACCGUUCCCUGUUUUUCAUCAUCGGCGACAAAUCCCGUGACCAGAUUGUGAAUCUCCAUUACAUGCUUAGUAAAGCGGUGGUCAAGUCUAGGCCGAGUGUUCUUUGGUGUUACAAGGAUAAACUUGAACUCAGCAGUCACAAGAAAAAACGUGCCAAGCAGGUUAAAAAAUUAAUGCAGAGGGGACUGCUGGAUCCGGAGAAGGUUGAUCCUUUUUCGCUUUUUGUUGAAACUGGAGGAAUAACAUAUUGCCUGUACAAAGAUUCAGAGAGAAUUCUUGGGAAUACUUUUGGCAUGUGUAUACUACAGGAUUUUGAGGCUUUGACACCAAAUCUUCUUGCGAGGACGAUUGAAACAGUAGAGGGUGGUGGUUUAAUUUUAUUGCUGCUCCGUUCUCUGGCCUCACUCACCAGUCUCUGCACCAUGGUCAUGGAUGUUCAUGAGAGGUUUCGUACCGAAUCUCAUACCAAGGCUGCUGGACGCUUUAAUGAACGUUUUUUAUUAUCACUUGCAUCAUGCAAAGCAUGUGUAGUAAUGGAUGACGAGCUGAAUAUUCUACCAAUUUCUUCUCAUAUGAAGUCGAUUACCGCUGUUCCAGUUAGGGAGGAUUUGGAGGGGCUUUCCGAAGCAGAGCGGGAUCUGAAGAUUCUGAAAGAACAACUAAAUGAUGAUUUUCCAGUUGGUCCUCUUCUUAGGAAGUGUUGUACAAUGGACCAGGGAAAAGCUGUCAUUACAUUUCUUGAUGCAAUUUUGGACAAGACACUUCGUACCACAGUUGCUUUGCUUGCUUCUCGAGGACGGGGGAAGUCCGCUGCACUUGGUCUAGCAAUUGCUGGAGCUAUUGCUGCAGGGUAUUCGAAUAUCUUUGUAACUGCACCGAGCCCUGAGAAUUUGAAGACUUUGUUUGAGUUUAUAUGUAAGGGAUUUGAUGCACUUGAAUAUAAGGAGCACUUGGAUUAUGAUGUGGUGAAAAGUACCAAUCCAGAGUUCAAGAAAGCAACUGUGCGUAUAAAUAUUUACAAACAGCACAGACAAACAAUUCAGUAUAUACAACCACAUGAACACGAAAAGCUUUCCCAAGUUGAACUGUUAGUUGUUGAUGAAGCAGCAGCUAUCCCGUUACCGGUUGUGAAGUCCUUGCUUGGCCCUUAUCUGGUCUUCCUAUCAUCCACUGUUAAUGGCUAUGAAGGUACAGGUCGGUCUUUAUCACUAAAGCUUCUGCAGCAAUUGGAAGAGCAAAGUCAGAUGUCUGCUAAGAGUGCAGAGAGCUCUCUUUCUGGUCGGCUUUUCAAGAAGAUAGAGUUGAGCGAAUCUAUAAGAUAUGCUUCUGGUGAUCCAAUUGAAUCCUGGCUUCAUGCUUUACUUUGUUUGGAUGUUGCAAAUUCCAUCCCUAAUAUCAGCAGGUUACCUCCACCCAGUGAGUGUGAUCUCUACUAUGUUAACCGGGACACACUUUUCUCAUAUCACAAAGACAGUGAGUUAUUUUUGCAGCGAAUGAUGGCACUAUAUGUUGCUUCUCACUAUAAGAAUUCUCCAAAUGAUCUACAAUUAUUGGCUGAUGCUCCUGCCCAUCACUUGUUUGUGUUACUUGGUCCUGUUGAUGAGUCGAAAAACCACCUUCCUGAUAUUUUGUGUGUCAUCCAGGUCUGUUUUGAAGGGCAGAUUUCUCGUGAAUCUGCUAUCAAAAGUUUAAGUGAUGGUCAUCGACCCUCUGGAGACCAAAUACCAUGGAAAUUCUGUGAACAAUUUACAGAUAAAAAUUUUCCAGAACUUUCAGGUGCUCGCAUUGUACGGAUUGCCACCCAUCCAAGUGCAAUGAGGCUUGGAUAUGGUUCGACUGCAGUUGAACUUUUGACAAGGUACUUUGAAGGACAGUUAACAUAUUUUUCUGAAGGAGAUUUUGAAAAUGCUUCGGAGUCUAAACAUGUCAGAGUUAUGGAGGCAGCAGAGAAGGUAUCCUUACUAGAAGAACAGAUAAAACCUAGGACGGACCUUCCACCUCUGCUUGUACAUCCUCGUGAACGACGGUCUGAAAAGCUCCAUUAUAUUGGUGUCUCUUUUGGGCUUACCCUUGACCUUUUUCGCUUUUGGAGAAGACAAAAGUUUGCUCCCUUCUACAUUGGCCAGCUUCCAAGUACUGUGACCGGGGAGCAUACCUGUAUGGUCCUAAAACCAUUAAACACUGAUGAUAUUGAAGCUAGUGGAUCGGAUGAAUGGGGUUUCUUCAGUCCCUAUUACAAAGACUUCAAACAAAAGUUUAUAGGACUAUUGGAUAGAGGCUUCCGCAAGAUGGAAUCCAAGCUUGCUAUAAGCGUCUUGGAUCCGAAGAUCAACUUCAUGGAGCAUGAGUCUGCAUCAUUCGCCUCAAAUGAAUUUUUGAAGUCACUUGAUGGGAUCUUAUCACCAUAUGAUAUGGAGCGACUGGAAUUAUACACAAACAAUCUUGCCGAUUAUCGUUCGAUUCUGCACUUUGUAUCGAACCUUUCAUAUCAAUAUUUCCUGGAGAAGCUUCCAGUUACACUCUCUUAUGCCCAGGCCUCUGUUUUGCUCUGCAUUGGCUUGCAGAAAAAAGAAGUCUCUGAUAUUGAGCGAGAGAUGAAGUUGGAAGGGCAGCAGAUAUUGUCGCUGUUCAUCAAAGUUAUGAAAAAGUUCUACAAGUAUCUGUAUGGUAUUGCAUCAAAGGAGAUAGAUUCAACCCUACCUCGACUGAAAGAAAAUGUAAUGGAACCUCACAGUAUUUCUGUAGACGAAGAUCUUAACGAAGCAGCAAAGCAAGUCAAGGAUGAUAUGAAAGCCAAGAUGGAUGGUUUGUUGGAUCCCGAGCUCCUCCAACAGUAUGCAAUCGUGGGCAGUGAAGUAGAUUUUGAGAAUGCUUUGCAAAAUGGUGGGAAGGUACCCUCAGGUGGUCUCGUUAGUGUGAAAUCCAAUCGAACUAAGGUGGAAAAGCUUGGAAAACAGAAAGUUGGCCACCAGAGUGGAAACAAAAGACACAAGGAAGAUAGUGGUGGUUCCAAGUCAAAGAAGAAGAGGAAACCUUGAAGCACUAGACGAUGGAUUCAACAAUCAUAGAAUGCCACAACUAAUUAUACCGAGUUCUAUACGGGAGUAAGGGAUAAAUUUUCUGUGGGAAAUUAAAUUAUCAUUGUAAUAUCAUAAUUUUUUUGUAUCUCAAGAAUUUGUGGUAUGAUAAUUACUAUCAAUCAAUUUAGAAUAUAGGGUGAUGAACAAUUUUGACAUGGGCUUUAUGCGUAAGCUCCAUUUUGUGCUUUAUGUUUUGGUUUCUCUAAGCUUUCUUCUUCUUUUUUUCCUUAUUUUAAAGGUAAUCAAAAUUUUGUAUACUAGGCAGGGGUACAUUAUCUUUUGGUUUACACAACUAAUAUUGAAUUUCUGUUUCUGAUUA
This is a messenger RNA of Cornus florida, 3656 nucleotides long. Its product is annotated as RNA cytidine acetyltransferase 1-like. NCBI's taxonomy places the organism in Eukaryota, Viridiplantae, Streptophyta, Magnoliopsida, Cornales, Cornaceae. The transcript is spliced from 26 exons. Gene Ontology annotation, cellular component: nucleolus; 90S preribosome. The coding region runs from base 197 to 3295 and encodes 1032 amino acids. The record is from RefSeq and is a predicted model, not a curated record. Gene Ontology annotation, biological process: rRNA acetylation involved in maturation of SSU-rRNA. Gene Ontology annotation, molecular function: 18S rRNA cytidine N-acetyltransferase activity; ATP binding; tRNA binding.